Molecule: messenger RNA, 1782 nt
Organism: Pararge aegeria (speckled wood butterfly)
Lineage: Eukaryota; Metazoa; Arthropoda; Insecta; Lepidoptera; Nymphalidae
Gene: Fbw5
Exons: 10
Coding region: 1-1782 (593 amino acids)
Molecular function (GO): nucleic acid binding
Source: RefSeq, a predicted model, not a curated record
AUGAAUAUCAAUGUUAUGGAGUGGCCGGCCAGAUCACCGGAUAUGAAACCAAUAGAGCACGUUUGGGACUUGCUGAAAAGAAAAGUUAAGUCUAGAAUUCCAGCUCUUGCCAACGUGGGUGAACUGCGAAUCGCCGUAGUUGUGGAAUGGCGGAGACUAUCCCAGGAUACCAUCGAUAAAAUCAUUCUCAGCGAGCCGCAGUGGUCGUGGCGCGCGGAGUGGCGGCGCGCGGCGGCGGGCUGGCGGCGCGCGGCCACGCUGCACGCGCGCGGCGCCGCCGAGCCGGCGCUGCGCUGCGCGGCGCUGCACGGCGCCGGCCGCUGCGUGGCGCUGCUCGACGAGUGCGCGCUGCUCACGGUUUUCGAGCUCGGCCCCGGCGCCGGCGCCGCGUGGCGCGUGCGCUGCAGCUUCGCGGCGAGCGCGGAGUGGCGCGACGUUGCGCACGCGCAGUGGGCGCCCGCGCCGCGCCACGUGCUGCUGCUGGCCGCGCCGCUGGCGCUCGCGGAGCGCCACGAGAUACUCGUCGUCGGUUUCGACGAGCACUGGCGUCACCGCGUGCUGUGUCGGUGCGCCGGCGCGGUGGCGGGCUGGGUGGACGACGCCACGUUCCUGUCGCUGCAGCUGCACCUGCUGGCGCCCGGGCAAGCCUGUACCACCGUGUGGCUGAACGCCGCAUCGCAGGAGACACAAUCGGAACACGCCGGCGUGACAUCACCCCUCCUGCGCAUUUACAACGAAGCUGCCGCGCAUAUUUCCCACAUCCUCGUGGUUGACGUGCCGCAGGACGAGCCGGCGCCGGCUACCGUAGCGAGCGAAGCCGACGACGCGGCCGACGUGGCGGGCGGCGCCGGCGAGCCCGGCCCGGCCUACUACUGCGCGCUGCGCCCGGUCGGUACCGCGUACGCACACUUGCACUGCUGCUUGAGCUCUGCAGCAAGAAUACUCAAUCUAAUCACGACUAGAAGCUUCAUAUGGCGGGAGUCGGGGCGCCGCGCCGAGUGGGCUCUCAUCUUGGCCGUGUCGCAGGCGCGCGGCGCGGCGGCGCGCUGGCUGCUGGCGGCGGGCGGCGCGGCGGGCGCGCGGCGCGGCGCGGCCACGGCGCUGCUGGCGUGGCCGCUGGCGCGCGCGCUGCCGCUGCCGCCGCUGCGCGCCGCCGAGCCGCUGGCGGAGCGCGUGCGGCGCCGCGCGCAGGCGCCCGCGCCCGCAGACGCGCCGCGCCCGGCCGAGGCGGACGUGCGCGCGCUGUGCUCGCCGCCCGGCGCCGCCUGCGCGCUGGGCCAGCAGAUACUGGGCUUGGCGCUGCACCCCGGGCGCCGCAGCGUGUGGGCGGCCACGGCGGGCGCCGCGUGCUGCGUGUCGCUGCCCGCGCUGCGGCUCGUGCUGCGCCUGCCGCUGGCGGGCGGCGCCGCGCUGCCGCCGCACUCCGUGGCGCCCGGCGUCGACGAGCGCUACUUCGUCACGCCGGCGGGCGGCGGCGCGGCGCGCCUGUGUGCCUGGGCGCUUCGCGGGGCGCUGCCCGCGCGCGCGCCCGCGCUGCCCGGCGCCGCGCCCGCGCUGGCCGCGCUGCUGCUGCCGAGCUGCCCGGCCGCGCUCCUCGUGCUGACCGCCGACGCGCUGGAGCUACUUAGUAAUUAUUACGAUUGUAUUGAAUGCAUGAGCGCGGCAGAAGAGAUCUAUUAUAACGGACGGACAAGACCUCCAGCCAUCCAGAAGAUGAGGGAUGAAAUUUGUUUCUUCAGAGCACUCCCCAUUAUACAGACGUUACAAAACACAAAGAUGUAA